Molecule: messenger RNA, 7580 nt
Organism: Corticium candelabrum
Lineage: Eukaryota; Metazoa; Porifera; Homoscleromorpha; Homosclerophorida; Plakinidae
Product: protocadherin Fat 4-like
Exons: 25
Coding region: 1-7398 (2465 amino acids)
Biological process (GO): homophilic cell-cell adhesion
Cellular component (GO): plasma membrane
Molecular function (GO): calcium ion binding
Source: RefSeq, a predicted model, not a curated record
AUGCCGGUGGAUGUCAAGACUGCGUGUCAGGUGCAAAUUGUUGUGUCUGGAAUGUUGAAUUACGAGCUGAAUAGCCAGCACGAUAUCACAGUGUUAGUAUCCGACUCAAACGGUAAGACCUACUUGGCCAACUUCACGGUCACCGUACAAGAUAGCUUGGAAUUAGCCGGUGGAUUGGCGACAGUUACUGAAAACCAGCAGUCAGCUGUAGUAGGAGAACUCGUCACAACCGACGACGACCGACAUAAGAAGUUUACUUACUCUCUUGUGAGUGAUGGAGGUGGACCGUUUGAUAUAGUGGGGAAAGAAGUUCGACUGAAGAGCGGAACAAGCGUCGACUACGAGAAGAACAAACAAUUCAGCAUCCGCAUUAAAGUGACCGACGGAGGAUCACCCGCAAUGUCUUUGACGAAAACGUUUAUAGUAAAAGUUAUUGACGUCAAUGAAGCUCCCACCAAUGUCUAUUUGUCUAAAUACGAGGUCAAUGAAAAUAGUGACGCGGGUACAGAAAUAGGAACUAUUAGUACAAAAGACCCGGACAAUGACGAUACAAUUACUCAGACUCAUAUUUAUAGAUUAGAUGAUGACGCCGGAGGAAGAUUCGCAAUCGUCAAUGGUGCUCUUAAGGUGAAACCUUCAAACAAGCAAUGUUUGAAUUCUGGUGGAGAUUUCUGUUUGCUGAAUUACGAAAAGUCGACAAGUCAUCGCAUUGUAAUCGAAGUUACUGACAGUGGCAAACCGUCAAUCAAGAAAGAGUUUGUUGUAACAAUUAAAGUUUUGGAUGUCAACGAUAGUCCUCGAUCAUUCACAGUCAGCAAUCUGUUGAUUAACGAAAAUCUUCGUAAAGGAACUCUAAUAGGAAGCUUGUCAGCUGAUGAUGAAGAUUCUAGUUCCUCUCUAUCAUAUCACAUUAUUUCGAGCGACGGUGGAAACUUUAACUUGAGUGGUAACCAACUGUUUACUGGACAGCUCGAGAACUAUGAAGUUCGAUCGUCAUACCAACUCAAAUUGCAAGUCAAAGACAACGGAUCUCCACAACUCUCUAUAAAUCAAUUAUUUACUGUGACCGUUAUUGAUGUCAACGAACGACCAACUUCGGUUUCUGUCUUCCCAACAGACGGACAAUUAAACUUCACGGUCAACUUUCCCAAAGUUCGAGAGCACACAUUAGCUGGUACUGCUAUCGGUACAGUGGAAGUAGUGGACGUGGAUAAAGGAGAAAUGAUGACGAUCACUUUGGACGACGAUGACGGAGGGAAUUUUCGAAUAGCAACGGGAAAUGACGUUCGUUGUGGUUCUACAACAUUACAAGGUUUCAAUUCCGUUUGCCGAGCCAAACUUUUUGUUGGAAAGACGUUAGACUACGAAGUCAAUGUGCAACACACGAUCAUCAUUCGCGCUACCGACAAAAGUGGACACGGUCUCUCUCGAGUAGUCAAGUUGACUGUCUUUGUAGUAGACGUCAAUGAUCCUCCAACUGACGUGGAUGUGGCUAGCGGCAAUCCUCGUGUGCACGAAAAUGUAAACGGUGCUGUCGUUGGAGAAGUGUCGGUCACAGAUCAAGACACGUGGCAGUCGCACUCGUGUCAACUUACUGACAGCGCCGAUGGCCGUUUUGUGAUGGUCGGUCGCGAAGUACGAGUGAGUUCGAAUGCAAACUUGGACUACGAGUCGCAGCAGCAACAUACUAUAACCGUCCAAUGUACUGACGACGGAACUCCUCCUCUUAGUGUAACAAAAAGCUUCACGGUCAAAGUUCUCGAUGUUAACGAGAAACCACAGGCAAUUCACAUCAGUCACGACACGAUACCGGAAAAUGCAAAGUUCAUGCACGCUGUGGGUCGACUGUCAGCAUCGGAUCCCGACAAUUCACACUCUAUUAGACAAACGUUUACUUGGAAACUCGUAGAUAGUGCCGAUCGUCGCUUCAGAAUGGAUGGAGAUAUUCUCAAGGUUGCAGUAUACAAUAGCAAGUGUCUAGCUCUAGGUGGCAAGUGGUGUAUGUUGAACAUGGAGGAAAAGAAUAAAUACGACGUUGUAGUGAGAGUGACAGACAGCGGGUCGCCUCCGCUCGUUAGAGAUGAGAUCAUCACAAUCCACUUGACAGACGUCAACGACAGACCGAGGAAUCUCGAUUUAUCGAGUAACACCGUUUACGAAAACGAUCCCAAAGAUACUUUAGUGGGACUUCUCUUCGCUACAAAUGAAGACAAAGGACAGACUUUGGAGUACGUCUUGGUCGAUGACGACGACGGCAAGUUUAAAAUCGUCGCUAACGAGUUACGGAAAGCGUCGCCUGCAGACUACGAGACGUCGACGAGUCAUUCGAUAUUGGUGACCGUAAGAGACGACGGAAUACCUUCACUUAACAUUUCGAGACGUUUUGUCAUUGAAGUUAGAAACGUCAAUGAACCUCCAUUCAACCUUUCCAUCGUGCAAGGUGACGAGGGAGACGUGGCGUUCGAGAUGAACAAACCACGUGUUACGGAAAAUUCUAGUUUGAAUAAAUUGGUGGGAAUAGUCGAGAUAGUCGAGUACGACAGCAACGACACGGUCAAAUUUAUUUUGGAUUCGGCUGACAAAAUUCCGUUUAAACUCGAUGAUGCGGGCAGAUGUGAAACUUUCACAAAUGUAACAGGAGUCAACACUCGUUGUUAUACGACGUUACGAGUUGCUGGACAUCUCAACUUUGAAGAACAAGGAAGCUAUUACAUCAACAUUCGUGCUGUAGACGCAAACGGGCUCUUUGUCGUUCGCAGAUUUAAAGUGGAAGUGAUUGAUGUCAACGACGUUCCAAUCAAUAUUCAUAUUUCUAAUCUAAGAGUGAAUGAGAAUUUGAACAAUGUUCUAAUCGGUUGUUUGAACACCGACGAUGAAGAUCCAACACACAAUCACACUUACACACUGCAGGACGAUUUUGCCGGUCUCUUUGAUAUCUUUGAUGGAUGCCUCUACACGUCAGCGACGGCCGAUUUCAACUACGAGACGCUCAACACGAUAAACAUUACAGUUCGCUCCGCAGACGAUGGCAAACCGUCUUUGUAUCGAGAGGAGUUGUUUACAAUAACGAUAUUAGAUGUCAACGAACAUCCGUUCAUAAUCACUACAUCACAUCUCAAGAUGCCAGAGAAUAGUCCAGUAGACAGCGUCGUUGUCGUCGUGAAUGUCCACGAUCCGGACAAUGACGGACCGAAAGGAAAAUGGCAGAACUACAGUUGUAGUGCGAUUGACGACGCAAGUGGACGAUUUGUAGUGAAGGAAAAUGUUCUCAGAGUUGCCGCAAGUGACUUAAAUUACGAGAUGAAUACUUCUCUUCCCGUCGUCAUCCGCUGCACCGACACGGGCAUUCCAACCCUUUAUGAUGAUCGCAAGUUUACCAUACAAAUCCUAGACGUCAACGAGGCACCAGAAAGAAUUAUAAUGACAGGAGGAGAAUUUCCAGAAAACACAGCUGCAGGAGUCGUAGGUAAAUUUUAUACAAUCGAUCCAGAUGACCAACUGACAACCAGAGAGAACUUUACGUAUAUCAUUUCGAAUGCAAAAGAAGGGUUACCAUUUGCCAUCAAGAACAGCGAGCUGGUCACAACCAAGACGCUAAAUUACGAGGAGACGCCAUCUUGGAAGAUAACGGUGACGUCAAUAGAUCACGGUGGCCUAACCAUAACAGAAACAUUUCAGGUGUCUGUACGUGACUUAAACGAUGUACCGACUGAUGUCGGUCUUGCAGGAAGUUUGUCUCUUCCAGAGAGCAGCAGCGCUCGUACAUUUGUCGGAUCGGUUGAUGUAGUCGACGAAGAUGUGAACCAAACAUAUCAAGUGUUUCUGUUGAAUGUGACAGCAGGUGUCGGCAAUUUAUCUCUACGUCCGUGGCCAUUUUCUCUUGAUUCUACGACCGGUCAUUUGACGGUCUCUAAAGGUGCCGUUCUAGACUAUGAAAGCAUUUCUUACUAUAUUCUUCAAAUCAUCGCAAUCGACUCUGGAACUCCUUCGUACAACGUGACAGGACACAUAACCGUGCGGAUCGCUAACAUCAACGAACAGCCCACUAACAUAUCACUCGAUUAUGACCAAGUGUUGGAAAACAGUCGUGUAGGAACUGUUGUAGGAUAUUUAAACGUAACAGAUCCGGACAACUCUCGUGUGAAUAAUGUUCAGUCACAUAUCUGCGUCGUUCUGCGACCGUCUACUUCUCUCUUUAUGGUUAUAAAUAACGUGACCUUAAUGGUUGCAAGUGAUACCCUAGACUACGAAGUGGAAGAAUUUCAUAACAUUACGCUUCGUUGUUUUGAUAACGGUCAACCUCAAUUGUAUGUGGACAAAGCAUUUACUAUUCGCGUUCUUGAUAUUAACGAGCCUCCUACCGACGUGGCUUUAAGCAAUUCCAAAAUUCCUGAAAAUUUACCGCCGUUUACUCUUGUUGGCGUCGUCACUUGUCGAGAUCCUGACAACGCGGUCAACCGCAACCGUUCUUCUGUCAUCUUUAGUUUAAAUUCCAAUGGACCGUUUGUACUUGUGAACGGCACCAUUUUGCUGACGACUAGGCAGUUGGACUUCGAGAACACAUCGUCUUACAAUAUUACGUUGACCGCCACAGACGACGGAAUGCCACCUCUCGAUACGAUCGUUUCGUUAACUGUUGACGUGAUAGACACGAAUGAUCAUCCUCAAUCCAUUCGUUUCGCUAGCAACGGCGUUCCAGAAAACUCCCCCAUAGGAACUGUAGCCGGAAGUUUUUCUGUCUACGAUGAAGAUAAACUCCAGGAUCAUUUGUGUUUGAUUGCACGAGUUGUUGAUACUAUGAAUCUCUUUACUAUUGUUAACAAUCAGUUGGUGGUGGCCGUAAGCGAGGGACUGGACUUCGAGCAGAGUCCGAGUCAUACGAUGAUCGUACGCUGCACUGACAAUGGAAAACCGCGCUUAUACGUCGAGGCUGAGAUUACUGUAGAUGUUCUUGACGUCAAUGAAGUACCGUCCGACAUCAUUUUCCACUCUGUCGGUUCGCUCGACGAGGAUGCUGCACCGGAAACUUCUGUAGCCAAGUUUACCAUUAUCGAUCCCGAUUUUAAUCAGACUCACGUCUGCCGCUUGCUCAACGGAUCGGAAUAUUUUCACAUUUUGCAAGAAGACGUUCCCGAGCUGCUGCUGUCACGUAAUGCUCAUAUCGAUUAUGAAACGGAUCCUGACAUUUGGGUCAGGCUUCUCUGCACGGACAGCGGGAGACCUCCACUUAAUAUUGAGCGAUCGUUUCACGUCGUUGUGGCUGACCGGAAUGAGGCGCCUACACAAAUUAUUUUUAAAGGGCACGAAUCGUUUCCAGAAAACAUUCCAAGUGGAACGGUUAUUGGUAAUUUGAUGGUUGUCGACGAAGACAUCGGACAAUCUUAUAUAUUUCGAGUAAUUGGACGGUGGGCGUCUGCCUUUAAGAUAUCGAAGAGACAGUUGGUUGUGACCGAUGCAACCCAGUUCGACUUUGAUCGUUUGGCUGUGCCAAUCAUCAAUGUUACCAUAUCUGUAUAUGAUGAUGGUUUGCCUUCUUCUUAUACUUAUGUUCAAACGUUUUUCUUCAAUAUUACAGGCCAUCCGGAGCCUCCAGUUAACAUUCGAGUAGCCGGCGGUGCGUGGAUUUACGAGAACAGUAGCAUUGGGGAGAAAGUAGGACAGUUGAUCUGUGACAACCCGGAAACAAAUGAAAUAGUCAUCUAUAAGAUAGUAAGCAUUGAUGGAGACGAAAAUUCGAGGGAAUUCUACAUGAACGGAUCAAGUCUGUACUUGAAUACUACUCUACAAUAUGAUAAGAUCUCUACACACAAGAUUCUAAUAUUGGCAGUAGACGACGGUUUCCCGCCACUUUCGUCCCAAGAGACUUUGUCUGUGACGGUGAAACCAAUAGAUCCGUGUGCUACGAACACAUCGGAAUGCCACAAAUACGCUACGUGCAAUAGACUGGGAUCAACGACGGCAAGCUGUCAAUGUCGAGACGGCUUUACAGGAGAUGGUAAACAGUGUUAUGACAUUCCUGAAUGUGAUUUGGAAUUUAUCUCUGCCGCUGCAAACAAAACAUCUCAAAACUUAUGUGCAAACGGCGGUACGUGUGUAGAUGGCAUAGGCAACUACAGCUGCAUGUGUGCUAGCGGCUGGACUGGUAGACGCUGUCGCGAAGAGAUCGACGAAUGUUUAUCUUCUCCUUGUCUUUACGGGAAAUGUGAUGAUGAUAUAGGAAGAUAUUUCUGCUCUUGUAAGAAAGGAUUUACUGGAUCGAAUUGCGAAACUAAUAUCGACGAUUGUGCUUCACUUCCCUGUGAUUCUGGCACAUGCAUCGAUGGUAUAGACACGUUCACUUGUACGUGUCCGCCAUCCUAUAAAGGAUACCGCUGUUCUUUUCAUACAGGUCCUUGUCAACAUGACACGUGCCCAGGACAAAUAUGUGUUCCUCGACCCACUAAGGGUAUAGAUGCUUUGUUGGGACAAAGAAAAGGUGCACGGCCAGACAAUAGUUUAUCAGAGAGAUACUGCACUGAUGAAAACUAUGUCUCCCACAUCAAAAUUCGUCUUCCUCCAGGUAAUGAUGGCAUCGAAACCAAAUUGGACGAUGACUUUGAGCGUCUUCUUGAAGAUAGUCUCAACGUUGCAUCUUUUAAUUCUUCCGGUACUAUGAUCGAAUCAUCAACUGUCUACAUCGUACAAAUGGAAGUGAUAGGGGAGAGCGCAUUCGUUCACUUUGUUGUGAUUACCGAUGAUGGAAACAACACUGCCAGUCGACUAUUGUCUAAACACGAAGUUCAAGACAUUCUUUGCCCGAAUACACUGAAGCAUGACAAUGAUUUCUGCUCUAACUUUACAACUCCAAGUAUAUCAUCUUUACAUUUCAUCGGUGCCCCUUCCCCUUCCGUCAAAGAGUUCACAUUGCCCAUCGUUCUGUCGCUGGUUGCCAUUGCAGUCGUCGUCGGUUGUGGUUUGCUGCUACGCAUUUGGAUCGUUAGGAAGUCGAGAAACGCCAGACCAGUGAUCGAUGACGGCGCAAAUAAUCCAUUUAUUCGCCCAAGUCGCCACAACCAGAUGAAGGCGAAUCCUUUAUACAAAGAAGUAAAUGGUACUUUUCUGUACAAAGAAACAGACAACCCACUGUACGACAGCGAUGACGAAUGCAGCGUCGACUAUGAAUACGACAAUCCUAACGAUGUUCACGGCGUCGGAAAUCCUUUGUUUUUGGAAGACAAUUCGACGAUGGAUUCCGAUAUAAUGUGCUCUAAUCCUCUUUACGAAUCUUCUAGAGCAGAAGAUACACAAAUGAUCUGCAACAACCCUUUGUAUAGAGAAGACAGCACGGUCAAUCAAAUAUACGAAGGAUCUGGUAACGUCUAUGACGAUCCUCAAUCGAUUCUCAGUGAUGCCACUUGAAUGACGUCAAUGUAUUGUGACUGCUUCUUGUGAAGGACACCUUUAUGUGGCGUGCUUGUUCAUUCAGUCUGACAGUCUCUAGUUUUUGUCGUAAUUACUCUAAGAUUGCUCGAAUGUUAAAACUGGCGUAUUAGAAUUUGCCUCCUGAAGUCUAGCAAUAGAUCCUGAAAUGUGUUUCUCUA